This is a messenger RNA of Effrenium voratum, 2259 nucleotides long. NCBI's taxonomy places the organism in Eukaryota, Dinophyceae, Suessiales, Symbiodiniaceae. The record is from the annotation of a GenBank genome assembly.
CACAGCAACUUAUCCAGACAGACCCACAACAGGAAGACCCUGUUGCGGCUGGGAGCCUUACUUUUCUGGGCAAAAGAAUCCAAGCGCAACGCCUCUCGGUGCACUGGGGGCUGUCCUAACAGACCGAGCUAUGGCUUUCGCCGGAAAGGCUCGCGAGAUUUCGGCUCCGAGCCGAUCCGAGAUCCAACGAAGAUCGCUUCGCCCGCCAUGAAGCGCGCAGCGGCACUGUCCCUGCUGGCAUGCGCCCAGGCGGUGAGCCCCAUGGAGAAGGUCUUCUCCAUGCUAGUCGACCUCCAGUCGAAGGUGCAGGAGGACGGUAAGGCUGCUGUGGAGGCCUAUGACAACUACACCAAGUUCUGCGUGCGGGGCAAGCGAGAUUUCGGCUAUGACAUCCAGGAUGGCGCGAAGACCGUGGAGGAGCUGAGCGCGGCCAUUGAAAAGGCCAGCGCGGAGAUGGAGGUCUCCGGGUCCAGACUGGAGGAGCUGCAGGGCGCCAUCUCCAAGAGCGAGGCGGAUCAGAAGGCGGCGGCAGAUCUCCGCAGCAAAGAGCAGGCGCAGCAUGCUGCCGCCCGGACGGAGUUGGAAGAUGCCUCCGACAUGCUGGGCCGCGCCAUCAAGACGCUCUCCGAGAAGCUGCCUGGCUCGGCGCUGCUGCAGGAGACGAAAGCGGAAAAUUUGGUGCAGGCCCUGGGCGCCGUCGUGGACGCGGCCGCCUUCCCGAACGGGGAGAAGCAGUCGCUCAUGGCCUUUGUGGAGAGCGCGACGCAGCAGCCGGAGGUCGCCGCGUACAAGUCCAAGAGUGGAGGCAUCCUUUCUGUUCUCGAGGACAUGAAGGCCAAGGCCCGGGACGACCUGAACUCCAUGGUCUCCCAGGAGAAGAAGGCGCAGCACAGCUUUCUGAUGCUGAAGCAGAGCUUGGAGAUGCAGAUCUCGGCCGACCAGAAGGAAACGGACCAAGCCAAGGCGGUGCGCUCGGAGGCGGCAGAGGCGAAGGCGGCGGCCGAGGCGGCGCUGGAUGGGUCCAAGAAGGACCUGGCGAACGACAAGACCUCUCUGCAGCAGCUGGAGGCGAGCUGCUCCCAGGCGGCGGAGGACUUCCAGGAGUCCGCCAAGGGCCGGGCCGAGGAGCUGGAGGCCCUGAAGAAGGCCGAGGAGGUGCUGAAGGAGAAGACCGGCGGCGCGGAGGCCGGCGUCUACAAGGGCUCAGUGCUGCUGCAGGUGAAUGCCCAUAGCCAGGGCCAGGACGCGCCGGUGAACACCUUCGAGGUGGUGAAGAUGGUGCGGACCCUGGCGAGGAAGUCGGAGUCUACGGGUUUGGAGACGCUGGCUGCCAACAUCGAGUCCUUGCUGCAGACACGCCAAGCUCCCUCGGACGUCUUUGCCAAGGUGAAGGAGCUGAUUCAGAACAUGAUUACCUCCCGGAAGGAGGAGGCCGCGGCCGAUGAGACCAAGAAGGCCUACUGCGAGGAGGAGCAGACCAAGACCAAGGCGAAGGUGGAGGAGCUCAGCAGUCAGAAGGACAAGCUGUCCGCCAAGACGGACAAAAAGUCUUCGGAGUCCGAGACGCUGAAGAGCGAGGCGGCGGCGCUGCAGCGGGAGCUGGCGGAGCUGAAGCAGCUGCAGAUCGAGAUGGAUGCGACUCGCACGGAGGAGAAAGCCGCCUUCGAGAAGCAGCAGACGGACCUCCAAGCGGGGCUGGAGGGCGUGCGCUCGGCGCUCAGCGUGCUGCGGGACUACUAUGAGAGCUCCGGCGCGGCGCUCAUCCAGCAGCCCGUCUUUGCAUACGAGAAGUCUACCUCCUCGGGCGUCCUGGGCAUGCUGGAGGUCGUGGAGUCGGACUUCGGGCGCAGCUUGGCGCAGGCGGAGACUGUGGAGGCGACCAAGGCGGAGGAGUACGAAUCCAUGACGAAGCAGAAUGAUUUGACCAAGGUGCAGAAGGAUGCGGACCAGAAGUUCAAAGCGAAGACGGCCGCUUCUUUGGACAAGGCAGUGCUGGACCUGGGCGCGGAUGCCGAGGCGUCAAAGGAGGAGCUGGCUGCGGUCCUCACCUACCAGGAGAGCCUGGCGAAGCAAUGCUACGAUGGCGGCAUGUCCUAUGCCGAGCGAGCGGCCAAACGGGAGGAGGAGAUCCAAGGUCUCAAGGACGCGCUGGCGUCGCUUGGGGGCACGGACUUGAACGCGGUGCUCCUGCAGAAGGGCCUGCGGGGCGCGGUGGCAAAGCCUCACCGCGGAUGAGUGAGUCGGGUGAACGCCGGCCGC